This is a messenger RNA of Harmonia axyridis, 10888 nucleotides long. RefSeq lists its product as uncharacterized. Lineage: Eukaryota; Metazoa; Arthropoda; Insecta; Coleoptera; Coccinellidae. Gene Ontology annotation, cellular component: nucleus. The transcript has 10 exons. Gene Ontology annotation, biological process: poly(A)+ mRNA export from nucleus. The record is from RefSeq and is a predicted model, not a curated record. Gene Ontology annotation, molecular function: RNA binding; protein binding. The coding region runs from base 106 to 10764 and encodes 3552 amino acids.
ACCAUUCUGUUCUGUGAUCAUUUGUAUUAUUUUCAUUCAAAAAUAACGAAUUUUAAAAUUUAAAUAGUUCCUUAAUUAUUAGUUGUUUCAAUUAUUUUCAAAAUUAUGGUCGAAAAUCAAAACAUUUUUGAUGGAAUUUCGGGAGAUUCCAUUGUUUUAAAUGGUGAUAAUAUUUCAGAAUGUUCAAUUCAACAACACUCAUCAGUUAUAACUGACCGAAAUUAUUGGCAUGCCUUUUUAAUCCACAACGUAACGAAUCCAAAGAGGAACGAAACAUUGAAGAUUAUUUUGAAUUAUGUAUAUCCCGAAGCACUUCUGCCAAUUUUUUUUCAAAGCCGAGGAAGGGACUGUAUAUUUUUGGCCAGAAAUUGUUCUGGCGCUAUUUUUAAGUUAUUAAAGAACAAUUUAGUUAUUCCCAAUCCUUUAGACCCUUUAUCUACAUACACUUGUGAAAUAAUUCUUAUGUACUCAUCUGUAUCAAAGUUUUCGUUUCCACCAAAUAAUAUAUCUAAAGUAUUGAAGUUUCUCUUUGAUGACCAGUCAAGAAUGCUGAAUAUUGAAAAAUUUCAUGAUAAUAAAGAAUUAGCAGAGUACUAUCCUUUAUCUCAACCAAAGCUAUUAUGUUUUGUUCUUCGUAUUUCUGAUAACAUGAAGCCAGCUUGUAUAAAUUUGAAGUGUAAUGAAAUUAGGACAUUAUCACCUUUUCAAGUCCUCCAAGGUUCAAAUUCAGUUGAAAAAUUGGAUUUAAGAUAUAAUCUUAUUGAAGAUUUGGAAGAAUUGAAAUACUUGAAAUUUUUUAAUUUGCUUGAAUUAUGGCUUGAUGGAAAUCCUCUUUGUGGAAAAUAUGAUGCAACAUCUUAUAUUAAAAGUAUUAAGAAAAUUUUGCCAACGUUGGAAAAGCUGGAUGGCGUUACCAUAGGGGCCUUUGGAUUACCAAAGCUUGAACAGAACUUUCUUUGUAGUAAUGAAGGUUUUGAUCUUGUAGAGCAAUUUGUUAUUCAUUUUUUCUCAUUAUAUGAUACUGAAAGAAAGUUACUGGUAGAUAUUUACCAUCCAAGUGCCAUAUUUUCAAUGACCAUUGAUACCUGCCAGGAUAUUGGAGACAGAGAUAGAUUAUUUGUUUACAAGAAUUUCACUAGAAACUUAUUAAGAUCAAAUCCUUCUGAUAAUGAGGCUGUCAUUGGAAACAUACGAAUUUUGAACACGUUGUGUGAAUUACCCCAAACAAAACACAAUAUGCAUACAUUUUCAGUUGAUUUGAUUUAUUACUCGGAUUGUUCAGCUGUUCUCUCCAUAACCGGUACUUUCUGUGAAAAUAUGAAACGAAAUCAGUCUGAAUUUGUUUUUGGUUUCAAAAGAACAUUUACUAUUAUCAGACAACUAAGUUAUUAUGUUAUAUACAACGAUCUUCUGCAUAUCAAUGAAGUGUCUAAAUGUCAAUCUGGGGAUGCCUUGAAAAGUCAUGAAGUAAAAAAAAUAUCUUCUACUCGUCGUAAAGCAGAGGAAACUAUGGUAGAAGAAGCAAUGUGUCGCAUUACAGGUGUACAUAAAACAUGGAUAAAGAGGCUUCUGGAAGACGCUGAUUACAACAUUAUCAAUUUUUUGACGUCAUUUGUGGCAUUGGUUGAAGGUAACAAGAUUCCUCAACAGGCAUAUUCACAGAACAGCCAACACAGCUUGAUGGAUUGGUUAGCACCUAAAAUGUUAGAGUUUGGAAUGGAAAAAUUUGAAAAUUAUUUACGUGAAGAAACACUACAAUAUAUUGAGGCAAAUCCAUUACUACAAAGAAAAUAUAUGAACAGUCUUGUCACUAAUAUAUCUAAUAUCGAAGGUUCUCAGCAACAAAUAUAUGAACAAAAAUAUGGUGAUUUGAAUAAGUCUACUCACAAUAUUCCUGGAAAAUCUACUUCAUUAAAUAUUAUGACAUCAGGUGUGCCUAAUCCAUGUAGUUAUAAUAUCGAUAAAGAUUGGAUUAAUAAGCCUCAAAGCAAUUCUAAAAGAACUUCUAACUUGGUAAUCAUUGAAAGAGAGGAAAAAAAAGAAGAUAAAAUUUAUACACAAAAGAAUGCUGCUGCCCAUGAACAUGAAAACUCAAAGAAGAAUAUUCAAGAGAAAUUUGGAGUCUACAAUCCGCCAAUUUUGACUUUUGAUAAAGAAAGGAUUAAUAUUAAUGAUAAAAUUAAUAUGCCACAAGUUGGUCUUAGAAGAGAUAGGGAUAUUUCCAAUGAAGGUGUGAACCCUUCAAGCAUACAAAUAAAAAAACUCAAAUUUUCUGAAACCAGUUUAAAAAAUCAGAACUCUUACUCAAACAUAAUUUCUGGAGGAAACAAAAAGAAUGCCUGCAAAAAUAACUCCGAAAAGGUCAUUCGAGAAUCAUCUGUUGUUGAUGUACUCCCAACUUUGGAUACGAGUUCUAAUUUGAAGUUGGAAAAGAGAAGAGAGAAAGACAAAGAAAAUAUAAUUCAUGAUAAAAAGGAUUAUGUCAAUGAAAAGAACAACUCUGGAUGCAUUCAAAGAGAAAGGGCUAACUUUUCUGUAUACAUACCCGAAAAUCAGAACUCUUCCUCAAACACAAUCUCUGCAAAGGACAAUUCUGAAAAGCUUACUAAAGAAGAAUCCUAUGUUGAUAUUCGCCCAUCAUUGACUCUCAUGGAUAAUAAAUGGCUAUUUGUUAAGGAUCAUGAGGAAUAUGAUUUUCACCAAACAUUUAAUAAAUGGACUUUGGUGUUUAAAAAUAAAGAAGGAAAAUAUAUUCCUAAACAAGAUGAUUUCCAGAAAAGUUUCACAUGUUGGAAAAAGCACUUUCCCACUUACCCUGAUGAGAACUUGAGCCAUUCUCUUCAAUCUUCUUGUAUCAAGUCUCAGUUGUUUGCAGUAUUUGACACUAUCAAGUAUCCUGUUACAUUUUGGGAUUUCCCUGCUACUGUUCCUGAGGAUAUCAGACCUCCGAAAUACGCAAUUUUAGAUGGAAUUACGAAAACAAUAACUCCUGGCGGUGACUAUGGAUUCAUUUCUAUGCAAAAAAAAUGGCUUCUUGUCCACCUAAAUCAUCUUAAUAAUUGGGUUUUGUUGAAUAAUGAAAAAAAAAUUGUAUGGAAAGAUGAUAAAUGGAUAAUAGAGCCACUUCCACUAGAAGAAAGAAUAGCAGAAAAUGAUGAACCAGAAGACACAUUUGUGAUAUUUGAUGAUGAAGAUGUAGAAAUAAUAAAUGAAGAAGAGGCAAAAAUUUCUUUGCAGCAAGAACUGGAAGAAAUAAAAACAAUAUAUCCUGAUGAUGCUCAACCAGAAAAAACAAUAACAAUGUUGAACUAUUCUUUCUACAUGUCACAAAACAAUGAACAAGGAAGUGAAAUUUGCAAAGCUGAUAAUUUAACAAAAUGGAGAAAACUGUAUGACGUUGUUCCUUAUUAUCCUAGGUUAGCUUUGAUAGAAGGAUACUGGGUAGUCGUUUGCAAUCAAUCAAAUUUAAAAUUUCACAAAACGCACACCAAUAGUUGGGUAUUGCUAGAAAAAGAUUCUGAAUCAAAUGAGUGGCUUGAAUUAAAAGAAGAUUUCUGUUUAAACACCUUGAGUAAAAAUAUAUUUGAUCAUAUUCCAAUGCCAGUCACUAUGUAUGAUUUUACCAGCAGUGUACCGUCAAAUUGGACACCAACAGAGAGUUUAGUUAUUGAUGGAAAAGUAGUUAAUGUGACUCCAGAUUCUGAUUAUGCCUUUAUUUCUAUUAAAGGUCAAUGGUAUCCAGUAAAAAAAAAUGAAAAAAACGAGUGGGUAGCACUUAAUGAUGUACAUCAAAAUAUAGUUAAAAAAAAAUUGACAAACAUGCCAUUCAAAUUUGAAAACACUGUUGGGGCUACAGUUGAAUUUAAAUCUGAAGAUGAUAGAAAAAUAUCUUCUGUCACUUGCACUUUACUUCAGGUGCUUAUUGGCGUAAAAUUAGUCAAACCUUUAACUCAUUGGGAUAUUGAUGGUGCAGAAGAGAAGCGACCACCUAAAAUAGCAUUAACAGAGAUUGAUGGUGAACUUCAGUGGUGUUGUGUUACUCCAAGUUGUGGAAAGGGUUUUGUUCUAGAGGAAAAUGUUUGGGUAAAAGUAGUAAGUUCAGAAUCUGGUGAAUGGAAAGCAACUCGAUUCAAUGCUUACGAAGGAUGCAUUAUAGGGUAUUAUCUAUUCAACAACGUUUGGAUUACAAUGAAGAAAUACAUAAUAGGUGGAAAAUGGUCACCUCUUUUUGAUUUGGAAACAACGCCAACUACAUAUUGGAAUUACAUCGGUCCUGAAGAAUCUAAGCCACCUUUGAAAAUAGUUGUGGAUAAUAUGGAAAAAAUCAUUCACAAUAACUCCAAUAUGGGCUUCGUAAUGAAGGAAAAUGUGUGGACAUUGAUGGAAAAUGACAAUAAAAAUUGGAAAAUUUGCACUAGAAAUCAAAACUGCUUCUUUUACAAACUGAUUCACGGCAUGUGGCAGAUUGUCGAAAAAGACUCCAAGGGUAAUUGGUCAUAUGGUUCAGACUCUCAAAAAAUGGUCACUUACCAGAAUUUCAACGGACUUAAAAAGUACGCUCCGCCUAAAUGGGUAUUUUUAUCGAAAGGAACAAAGAAAAUUAAGAAAAUCAUUGAUGAAAAAUCUAAUAUGGGAUUUAUUUUGGAUGAUGGUGUAUGGGUGCUAAUGGCAAAGAAGAAUGCAGUGUUGAUUCGAUUAAAAAGUUCAAAGGGCCAUACUGAUAUUGGUUAUAAAUCUAUUGAUGGCAAAUUCAUCAUUGUCGGCAUGGCCGAAAAAGACAAAUUGAUAGAUUUGGAAGAUGAAAACAUAAAAAAUUACAAUCAUUAUAAAAAACUUACAUUGAUUGAUCAAAUAUUCAAAAAUGCUACCCCUCUGACCUAUGACAGGAUUCUUUUAGAUUUCCCUAAAAGGCUGAAGCCACCAAAAUGUGCAUUUCUCAAAGAUUCUAUUGCUAAUGAUUUUAAAUGGAUUUUGGUGACUAUUUCUUCAGAUUAUGGAUUUAUUCGAAAAGAUGAUAUAUGGUUGUUGAUGAUGAGGACUGUUGAUAACAAUUGGAAAAACACAAACAACAGUUACAAAAUUAUAGAUAACAGUUGGAUACCCAUGAAAAAUGAAAAUAAUUCUUGGGUACCAGUUAUCGAUCCUAAGAAAACUCCAAAAGUUCCCGAUUUAUGUAUAGAAGAUCCUGAAGCUCUACUUCCAUAUAAGAUAGUCCGGCUAUCCGGCAAUUUUGAAAAUGUAAUUGAUGUAAAUCCCUGGAGCGGAAUGGGCUAUUUGAAAAUUUCUGAUGAAUAUGUGUUGAUGAAAAAGAUGUCAUGUGAAAAAUGGGUGAGGUAUGUUGAUAACUCCAACAAUGUUUUGGUUCUGAAGUUUAAAGAUAAUGGUGAAUGGGAAAUAACGCCUAUUCACCCAUUCGAUAAAGCUAAAAAUUAUAUUGAUUCUGAUCAAACUUAUACCUCUGAAAAGAAGGAAACAUUUUCUACAAGCAAAGGACCUCGACACAUUCGCCCUCCACAAUAUAUUAAAUUGAUUGAAGAAGGCGUUUUGAAAUGGAAAAAAAUUUGUUUUGAGGACGGAUUCGCAUUCAUUAAAAGGAAAUAUUGGAUCUUGGUAAAAAAAAUUGAAAAGAAAAAAUGGGUGAUUGUAAAUGAAGAUGAAGGGUACAAUCUAAUUGAUAAUAGAUGGGUGGUAAUGAAAAAAAGCAAAGACCAAUGGCUACCUACUUUUGAUCCAAAACUAACUCCUAGAUGUUACAUGGAUCACAAUGAUAAUUCAAUGCUUCCUGUUAGAGUAAUUACCUUUAAAAAUGGACAUGCAAAAUAUUUAAAUACAGCAAAUGACUGCAGUUUAGGAUUCAUAAUAAAUACAGAUAAUGUAUGUAUACUUAUGAGAGAAACAGAUGGAAAAUGGACCGCAGUGGAAGAUGAUUUCAUUGAAACUCCCUCUAUGGCUUUCAAGAAUAUAGAUGGUAAAUGGCAAAGGAUGAAGAAGAAUGUACUCAAAGAAAAAUGGGUACCAUGCGCAAAGCAAUUAGAACUACCUAUUCUACAUUUCGAUGUGUUGGGUCAAAGAAACGAACCACCUCAUGAAAUUGUUCUUCGUAAUUCAAAGAAUAAAGUAAUCAGAAUGGACUUCAACAUUUUUUCUAAUGAAGGUUUCAAACAGAUCACCAAUGGUAUUUGGGUUCUUAUGCAACCAAAAGACAGUAAUGAAUGGGUAAGAUAUCCGGGUAUUUUCGGAAGUUAUGGUUAUAAAGUUAAAAAGGGUAAAAUAAUUGAAAACAGUCCGAUGAGUCUUAUAAUAAAAGACGUUCCGAUACUACCAGAUUAUUUCAAAAUAAAGGAUAAUCCAAUACAAUCACAAAAUUCAAAAGUAAAAGACAUACCACAACAACCACAUAAUCCAGCAAUAGACAUUCCAUUAGAGCCACAGAAUUCAAAAACAAAGGACAAAUCGAUAAACUUACUGAAUCCAAUAGAAAAAGACAUACCAAAGCAGCCAAAUAAUCCAGCAGUAAAAGACAUUCCAUUGCAACCACAGAGUUCAAGAACAAAAGAGAAUCCAACACAGCCACAAAAUACAACAAUAAAAGACAUUCCAAUACAGCCACUAACUCCAAAAAUGAAAAUAAAAGGCAUUUCUAUGGAGCCUGAGCAUCAAAAAAUAAAAUAUCUUGAAGACCUACAGAAUUUGAUAAUAUAUAAAAAUACUGAGAACUGGUCUGAUGGGACAUAUCCUCCAUUGGCAAUCAUGAUUCCUGGUUGGAUAAAUGAAGAAAACAAAAUUGAAUAUGGAUUUGUAAAAGAUGGAGAUGUUUGGAUUCUUAAAAGAAAAAUAAAAAAUACAUGGUACUUCAAAAAAUCAUUUGGACAAUACCAUGCAUACAAAUUGAUGGAAGAUCGUUGGAUCCCAAUGAAACUUGUUUCAAAUGAGUGGAAACCCACUUUUGAUCCCUCAAAAACACCUUAUAAUUUUCAUAAUACUGCUGGUAAGUUCGAGGACAAGCCUCCCUUACGAAUACAUUUGGACAAUAAAUGGAAGAUAACAUUUGAUAAUCCUGAAAUUGCAUUUAAUCGAGAUGAUGAUAUGUGGGUGGUAAUGAUAAGGACAAAAUCUGGUUUUUGGAAGAAAUAUCAAACAAAUGGCACAUCAAUAGGUUACAAAAUUAUAGAUGGUAUAUGGACGAAGUUUUAUAAAUAUCUCUAUUUGGAUAAAUGGAAUAUGUGUCGAGAUGCAAAAUUACCUGUGCAUUCUUGGGAUUUUACCCCAGGCAAUAAAAAAGCACCACCAAGUUCUUUAUGUUUUGGUUACUCACUUGCAUGUGAAAAAAUAAAACAAGUUUAUCUGGGGCAUAAUUCCACAAAAGGCUUCAUUAGUGAUAAUGGUGCCUGGGUCCUGAUGACAAGGCAAGACCUCACAUGGGUAAAAUUCGAUCGAUUCCCAUGGCUGAAAGGUUCAUUUGCAUACAUAUUGAAAAAUAAUAUAUGGAGAAUUGUAAAGAAAGAUGUUGAUGGUUCGUGGAAAUGCGGUUCAUUGAAUAAAGAUGGUGAAUGGUUUUACGGAAAUAAACUAGUACAAGUGAAGAAACCCUUGGAUAUAGGUGAAAUGGUAAAAUUGCAGUCGCAAAAAGUAUUACCUAAGUUUUUGUUGAUAUUCUAUCCUGAUUCAGAUUCGAUGCCAACAAAAAUUUCUUUAACAUCUUUAACUGAACCACAAAUCAAUUUUCAGCGUCAAGAUGGUGCGUGGCUUCUGCUCAUGUACAAUAAACACAAAUGGGAAAUUCUUGGUGGAAUGAUUGCAUAUCUGAUGAUCGACAACCGAUGGGUAACUAUGAACCUGCUUGGUAGUACAUGGGUACCAGCAUAUGACCCAAUUACUACACCGAUAACAUAUUUUGAAUCUGUGAAGCCCAUUGACUUUAGACCACCUCUCAGAAUAGUUAUUAAUGAAAGGGGAGUAGAUGAAUGGAAAGUUAUAUUCCAACACUCAGGUUAUGGUUUUGUGAAAGAGGAUGAUCUCUGGGUUCUCAUGAAAAUAUCUUAUGACGGCACUUGGGUAAAGCAUCAGGAUCAUUUUCAAGAACUGACAGGCUAUAAAUUUGUUGAAUUUAAAUGGAAAAGAUUCAAAAAAAAUAUCGAAGACAAUUGGAAAUGUAAUGAAUCAUCCUUACCUUUAUUACAAUGUGAUUUUUCGAUACUUCAUCAGGAAUUGCCUCCUCCUUUAUUUCAUGAUUUUCUGAAAGAUCCUACAAUUACUUGCGAAAGUAAUGAAAGUAAUCUCAGUUUUUAUUCAAAAUUUGGAUACCAAAAAGAUAAUAACAUAUGGGUUUUGAAGGAAUGUGACAACAAUGGCUCAUGGUCAGAGCAUAAGUUUUUCAUCAAUCAAACAGAAUUAUUUGGAUUCCAGUCGAUCAACAAUAUUUGGAAAUUGUUUAGAAAAGAUCAAACUGGCAAUUGGAUCAGCGGCCAACUCUUAUACUCUGAUAAUAAUGGAUGGAAAUUUAUUGAAGCAAUCACAAAGCAACAAGAACCAAAGAAAUUGUCUUUAAAUAUGGAAGGUAUAAAAGCCAAGAAAAAACAGAAACCUAAAUAUAAGAAGCAAAAUAAAUCUAAAAUGGAGGAAGAAAUUGAAAAUAAUGAGCAAAAUGAAAAAGAAAUCAUAAUUAGAAACGAAGGAGUGCGUGAAAAAGGAAUUGAAGAUAAAACCCAAGAUGAAAAUGUGCCAAAAAUUUUAGACGAUAGAACAAACGAAAUUGAAGAGUGUAAUGAACAAGGAAAUACGAUUAAACAAAAUGAAGGAGGAGUUCAAAUUAAUUGUAAUGAACAAGGACAUACGAUUGAACAGAAUGAGGGAGGAGUUCAAAUUAAAGUUGAAGCAUUCUGCCUCAAUUUGGGGGAUAAACAAGAAGGAGAUGUACAUCAAAAAGAAAUCAAAUGUGAGUUUGUAUCAGAAAAACGAGUUGAACAGAAUGUUGUAAUCAGUAGUGAACAAAAAAGUAGAAAAGAAAAGGAAGAUCAAAUUAAAAACGUACAAUUGGAAGAAAAUGAGGCUGAACAAGCAGAAGGAAUUGCAAUUUCCCAAGUAAUCGAAUGUAAAAAUGAUGAGGAUGAACCAAAAAAUAAACAAGUAAAACAAAACAUUGUUCAUAGUACUGUCCGAACAAGUAUUGAUAAGAAUGAUGAAAAAGUUAUUAACAUCACUAAGCAAACAAAUAGUGACGAAAUCUCAAUGAAUUGUAAAAUUGAAAAUGAAGAAAUAAACAAAUUUGAAAUAGCCAUAACCAAUCCGGUUAAGUAUCACGAACUUUCUGGACUUUCUGUCGGAGAAAAACCUCCAAAAAGUGUAUGUCUCAAUAUUCGUGGAGUUCCUCGAAGAGUUCCACUCGUUUCAAAAUCAUCAAAAAUUGGAUUUCAACAUCACAAUGGGGUUUGGGUUCUGUUGGAGCGUUUAUCUGGAGAUUGGAAGAUUUUGCACAAUUCAGCCGGUAUCCCGCUAGCUUACAAACUGAUGGACAAUCGUUGGGUCAGCAUGAGAAUUAGCAGAAGUGGAUCUUGGAUCUCUACCUUCAAUCCCUCAACAACGCCUCGGACAUUCUUCGACACUGAGGGCCCAGAUGAUAUGAAACCACCCAGAAGAGUAGUUAUUAAUGAAAAUGGAAUCUUAAAGUGGAAAGAAAUAAGCGAGUUUUCUAACUUCGGCUUCCUCAAAAAAGAUGACAUGUGGGUUCUGAUGCAGAAAAGCCCCAACACUAAAUGGGUUGAAUAUAUGACCAUAGAACGGGAAUUAUGCGCUUUUAAGAUGCAGGAUUCCAAAUGGACCAAAUUUACAAAAAAAACUGAUGAUACUAGUUGGAAAAUUAUCGUCGAAAAUUUACCCGUAUUACACUAUGAUUUUGCUUUUGAGUCUAAAGCUGCGCCUCCAGUAAUAACCAAUUAUUUGCUGAAAAAAAAUAAGUUAGAAACCACCAACGUUGGUUUUUCGUGGAAUGAUGGAGCUUGGGUGUUCAUGGAACGCGAAGAAAGCGACAACUGGACAGCUGCCAGAAGUACAUGCGGCUUCGCUCGAACAACUGGUGAAUUUUGGAACUUGUUGGAAAAAGAUGAGUCUUGGCAGUGGAAGACAGUUGAAUCGAAUUGCGAGUUUGAAUUGAUUUUCGAAAGAACGUUCCAACCACAUGUGAAAAGAAAAAGGGAAGUCAUUGCAUGCCCUCCGAAUAAAAAGCUAAAAACAUCUCAGUCAGAAUCUUCCAGUGAAGGUGUGACCGAAGUUAAGAUAUAUCAAACUUCUUCAAUCGAAAACGAAUUAGAUAACCCAGUGCAGCAUCGUGAAAAUGUUGAGACUUUUGUUCAAGGGCAAAAAGAGACAGAAUCCUGUUCCACUGAAGUUUCAACGACUGACGAACCGGCUACUAAAAUAGAACAUGAGUCUGGCAAGUUGCAUUCUGAAGCAAAAGGUCAGAAGAUUACUCCAAAUAAGGAAGGUUUGAAUGAUGUCGAACGGUAUCUAGCUUUAAAUUCAGAUUGUUGCGUUGGUUGUCCCGAACUUCAAAACCUACUGCGGAAUCACCGUCCUUCAAACGUGCCUAACAAGAUUUUGAGGAAGAAGUUCAGGCUUCCAGAUGGUGGAAGUAGGAUAUUGAGUAUUCCAAAGUAUAUUCCUUCAAAACCAAAAGAAGAUGAUCAAAACAUUGAAGAGGCUUAUAAAAGAGGACCAGAUAGUGAAGAAGAUUCGGUAGCAAAGAGAAUCAAAUGCCAGCAGUUAUAAUGUAAAAAGUAUUUGUUUGUAUGGUACGUAGUCUUGCGUACUCUUGUUGUAUUAAUAUUAACGGGUGUGGCCAAAAAUAUUAUCUCUAACAUAAGCGUUAUGACACUUUUCAAAUCUGAGCACA